CAACACUUUAAGGAGACAAAUACAGAUUUGAUAGAUUAAACAAAAUUUCAAAUUGGAACCCGAGAAAUGCUGCCUAUCGAUCCGACGAAUGAAACCGCCUAUUCAUUUGUGGUUUUUGGCGCUUCAGGUCAUUUGGCGCUCAGUAGAAUCUUUCCAGCACUAUGGCAACUCUAUCGGGACAAUCGUCUGCCGCAGGGUACUAAAAUAUUCACCUUUUGUCGAACCCAAAUAGAGCUCGGCAAGUAUCGCAUCAAGUGUGUGCCCUACAUGGGUCUCAGCAAGGAUCGCGACCCAUUGAAGUACAACAGCUUUUGGACCAAUGUGCACUGCUGCUGUGGCAAAUACGACAACCCAGAGGACUACGAGGACCUCACAGCAGCGAUGGUGCGACAGGAGAUGAAGCACAACAUGUCUCUGGCCAAUCGGAUAUUCUAUCUGGCAAUUCCGCCCAUCGUCUUCGAUCAGGUUACGCUCAAUGUCAGCCGGAAGUGCCUGACGAUUACGGGCUGGAAUCGUGUGAUUGUCGAGAAACCCUUUGCAAAGAACGAACUCACCUAUCGACCCUAUCAGACACAGCUCUGUCAGACGUUCAAGGAGUCGCAGAUCUACAUGAUUGACCACUACCUGAGCAAACAGGUGAUUCAGAAUCUGUUUGUGGUACGCUUCACGAAUCACAUCUGGUCGGAGACGUGGAACAACAAACACAUUGCAGCGAUUAUGAUCAGCGUGAAGUGUGAGAAGCCGGUGCGAGCUAAGGCCGAUUACUUCAAUCAGUUUGGCAUCAUCAGGGAUUGCAUGACCAAUGACAUGAUGCAGCUGCUCGCGAUGCUGACCAUCGAGCAGCCGUACAGCAACUAUGUGGAGGACAUGCGAGACGAGAAGCUGAAGGUCCUCAAGCAGAUCAUCACACUGGACAUGAGCAAUGUGGUACUGGGUCAGUAUAGCAACAAUGGCAUGGAGACCGAUCCCAUCAAGGUGGGCUACACACAACACUCCUACAUACCCAACGAGUCACUGACACCCACCUUUGCCAUGGCCACUCUGCGCAUCCAAAGCAAACGCUGGACGGGAGUUCCGUUCAUUCUUCGGGUGGGCAAAGCCCUCAAUGAAAGCAAAACGGAGGUGAGAGUCCAGUACAAAUCGAUGGAUUGUGAUCAUAGAGAUGAUAAACAGAUCAUUCCUAAUGAGCUCGUCCUGCGCCUGUCGCCACGGGAGCAGCUCUUCAUGCGCAUGAUGCUUAAGCAGUCGGGACAGAAUCUUUGUCUCCGCGAAACGGAACUGAAUCUUAUGCGAUGGGACAGAACCGUGCCCGAUAAUUUUCCGAGUCUAUUGCUGGACGUCUUCGCCGGCAAUCAAAUGCUCUUCAUGCGCACCGAUGAGCAAUGUGAGAUCUGGCGCAUCUUCUCGCAGGUGCUGGACUUCAUCGAUGUGCACCGACCCAAGCCGCUGCUCUAUGACUUUGGCUCCCGGGGACCAAUGGCCGCCUACGAAAUGGCAGCCAGGCAUGGAUUUAAAUUCUAUGAAUCGGACGAGUGGCAUGCGAAGAGAACCAGCUCAGCUGACUCAGCCGAAGCUGAUCCCAGUCGAGCUCAGCAGACGAUGCCCAAUUGGAUGAGUUCCCCUACAAUGAGCUAGCAUAGUUUUCUGUUGUAGUCGGUCCACAUACAAUACUAUACAUAUUUGCCAUAAAUUAAUUCCACACUUGCAAAUCUCAAA
Molecule: messenger RNA, 1716 nt
Organism: Drosophila grimshawi
Lineage: Eukaryota; Metazoa; Arthropoda; Insecta; Diptera; Drosophilidae
Product: glucose-6-phosphate 1-dehydrogenase
Exons: 1
Coding region: 67-1635 (522 amino acids)
Biological process (GO): pentose-phosphate shunt, oxidative branch; glucose metabolic process
Cellular component (GO): cytosol
Molecular function (GO): NADP binding; glucose-6-phosphate dehydrogenase activity
Source: RefSeq, a predicted model, not a curated record